CAAUCUUAGUAUCGAUAUUGUAUCGAGAGAAAAUCGAAUUCCACUCGCCCUCAUCAUCGGAAGUCCUCCGAACACUUCAGUUAUUUUCCACUUAUUGUUUAUCAAAAUCGUUGGUUUUUUGGUUAAUCGAUGUUUUAGAGGAGGUUUUUUCAAUUGUUGAUAUUUUAUUUCGUGAUGAGUGUAACCAGAGGAAAACGAUCGUCUGCGAAACUCAAGACGAUGGGAAAAGAGGACGAAUUCUUAAGUAGAAUAACGAAAUCUCUUUAUUAUUCGAAACUACCGAUGACUGAUAGACUCAGUUUACCAGUAACUGAAUUUGCAGCUGAAUUAUUUUCCGAAGUGAAAAGUGGCUGCACUCUGGAGAGAUUGGACGUCGAGGAGGCGAGUAGAAUCUCCAGGAACGCCUGUGUCUCCCCGUGCUCCUUCGUCCUGGCUCUUCUGUACCUGGAACGUUUAAAAGACUGCAAUCCGGAAUAUCUGUACAAAGUCGCACCAUCCGAACUCUUCCUCGUGUCUCUUAUGAUUGCUAGUAAAUUCCUGAAUGAUGAUGGCGAAGAGGACGAAGUCUUCAACGCCGAAUGGGCACAAUCUGGAGAUUUAACUGUACCACAGAUGAAUAGACUGGAAAAAGAAUUCUUAACAGCAAUCAACUGGGAGAUAUUUAUUUAUAACGAUCAAUUCUGGGAUCGGCUGCGAAAGCUAGAGAAGGAUGUGGCCUACAAGGAGGGGACAAAGAGGGGAUGGUUUUCUUACAGAGAGCUGUCGUGUCUCGUCGAGACGAUACGGAUCACAGCAAUAGUCCAGGCCCUCGUCAGCAUCUCCUCAGUUUGUCUAGCAGCUUAUACAGCAGGUGUUGUAACCCUCCUGGGGUCAGCCCUGAUCGCCAGCCAUGUCCCUGGGACAUCCCUGGCCCCCAAGAGCAUUCCCUUGUCCAUCGAAACCCCAGGAAUUCCCCAAACUCUUCCGAAUCCUUCAGUCGACUUCAACUACUCGAACGUACUUCAAUUCUCUGGUGAUCAGUUCAUCGCAAACUCUACGGCUUCUGAACAUUAUUUCAACAAUUUUGAGGCCCACAAUAACUCCUGGCACUGGUGGAUCCCUCAAUUGAGUAGCUGGCUUGCAGAUUACUCUGGAGAUGACGAGGAUUGCCAGAAGAAAAUAGAUAUCCCAUUGCAAAAUCCGGGGGGAUCUUUUGUUACGAAUUCUCAGGUGCUGAAUCCUGAGCCUCGGAAUGAUUUCGUUACUGAGAUCAACUGGAGGGAGACACUCCAGAGCUUCCAGGGCUCCGUCGUGGCUCCGUCGUGGAAGUAUUAUGUGGGAAUUGUCUCGGAUAUUUCGAUUGGCCAUUGAGACUGAGGGGAUAUCCAUGUAUUUUUUAUCAUGAAAAUGUGAAGAAUAUAUUUUUUCUACUGAUGUAUCCAGCAGAGAUGGGAACAGUGACUAGCACGUAGUUUUGUCUUUAUUUAUCUUGGGAAUAUUUCAAGAUGAUUAUUUGACAGGAAUAAAGUUUUAAUUGAGAAAAUCAA
Molecule: messenger RNA, 1526 nt
Organism: Fopius arisanus
Lineage: Eukaryota; Metazoa; Arthropoda; Insecta; Hymenoptera; Braconidae
Product: protein CNPPD1
Exons: 5
Coding region: 175-1350 (391 amino acids)
Biological process (GO): regulation of cyclin-dependent protein serine/threonine kinase activity
Cellular component (GO): nucleus; cyclin-dependent protein kinase holoenzyme complex
Molecular function (GO): protein kinase binding; cyclin-dependent protein serine/threonine kinase regulator activity
Source: RefSeq, a predicted model, not a curated record